Aegilops tauschii subsp. strangulata is the source of this 2547-nucleotide messenger RNA. The record is from RefSeq and is a predicted model, not a curated record. NCBI's taxonomy places the organism in Eukaryota, Viridiplantae, Streptophyta, Magnoliopsida, Poales, Poaceae.
GACAUAAGGACGAGCUGCUCCCUGCCUCCAAGAUCGAACAGAAGGAGCCGCCACCUUCUGGAUCAAAGUUGCCACCACCUGGACUGGCAGCCGCCGGCGCCAGCGACUCCUGGAUUCGACGGUGACUCCUCCAUCCAGCACCAGCAGCAGCAGUCUCUCCUCGGCUCCUCGCAGCUGUAGGUAGCAACCAGCAAGUGGCAUGGCUUCUGGGAGCGCCACAGCUGGUAGCCAAUCGUCCGUGGGUGAGAGUGAAGGCCGUCUUGGUCCUGGUGCUGUAGAUCCAAGGUAUUCUCUAUGGGCUUAUGUGCAGAAGCUUGUACCAGAAGAAGCAAAUGGUGAUGGUGCAGUUGUUGCCUCUGGUAGCCGUGGAGGAAACGCCAAGUUCCGCUGCAAUUUCUGCAAGAAAAUUUACCCAGGCAGCUAUUCAAGAGUGAAGCCUCAUCUUCUUCAGAUAACAAAGAAAGAUGUAGCUACAUGUGACAAAAUACCACAUGCUGCCUUUGAGCAACUUUGCAAGGAAGACAGAGCAGCUGCUCAACUCCUUCAAAAUGGUCCAACCAGGCAUACAAUUCCUUUACCCCCCUAUGAUGCAUCUGCUCCAACAAGAAAAAGAAAGCAAACAUCUAUUGCAGAGAGUUUUAAUGCUGAAGUCCGGCAACAAGCUGAUGCUCAUAUUGCUAGGAUGCUUUACACUGCAGGGCUUCCAUUCAAUCUUGCAAGGAACCCUGACUUUAGGGCAGCCAUCACCUUCAUUGCAAACAACAGCUUGGGUGGGUAUGUGCCUCCAGGAUAUAAUUCAUUGAGGACAACUCUUCUUGAUCAAGAGAAGAAGCAUAUUCAGAGGAGCCUAUAGCCUAUUAAAUCAACAUGGCCUUACAAAGGAGUGACCAUUGCAACGGAUGGGUGGUCUGAUCCUCAAAGGCGGCCCAUUUUAAACUUCAUGGCUGUGACAGAAGGUGGUCCAAUGUUCCUAAUGGCAAUUGACACCGAGGGAGUGAUAAAAACCAAGGAAUACAUCUUUGAGAAGCUAAAGGAAGUGAUCGAGGAAGUUGGAGUUGAGUGUGUGGUUCAAGUGGUGACCGACAAUGCUGCAAACCGCAAAGCUGCUGGGUUGAUGAUUGAAGCAAAGUACAAGAACAUAUUCUGGACUCCUUGCAUAGAGCACACUCUCAAUCUUGCAUUAAAGAACAUAUGUGAUCCGAACAACAACGAGGGAGACAAUUUCCAUCUCUGGUUCAUCGAAGAGGUGACUGAGGAAGCUUCUUUUAUCAAGAACUUUGUCAUGACUCAUAUCAUGAGGUGGUCUAUGUUCCACGAGUUCAACAAGCUCAAAUUUCUUCAAAUUGCAGACACAAGAUUCGCAAGUGUCGUGAUCAUGCUCAAGAGGCUUCUAUUGAUAAAGGUUGCACUUGUUCAAAUGGUUGUUCAUCCUAAUUGGGCUGCUUAUAGGGAGGAUGAUACAGCUAAAGCUCAAAGGGUUAAGGAGCAUGUUCUCAAUGAUAUUUGGUGGGACAUAAUUGAAUACGUCGUUUCUUUCACCGAGCCUAUUUAUGCAAUGAUAAGGUUGGCUGACACGGACAAGCCAUGUCUCCAUUUGAUCUAUGAAAUGUGGGAUUCCAUGAUAGAGAAGGUCAAAAUGCCCAUCUAUAGGUUUGAAGGAAAGGAGGAAGGUGAAGAGUGUAUCUUGUAUGACAUUAUUAAAGAGAUCCUUGUUUCCCGAUGGACCAAGAGCAAUACCCCUUUACAUUGUCUUGCUCACUCACUAAACCCAAGGUACUAUAGUCCAGCUUGGAUUAAUGAAGUCCCUGGCCGUAUCAGCCCUAAUGCUGACCAUGAAGUUACAGAAAUGAGAAACAAGUGCUUUCAGAAGUUCUAUCCAGAUCAAGAGGAUUUCAAAACCAUCAAGAAGGAAUUUGCUGAUUUUGCUCUUUUCAUGAAUGCCUUUGAAAAUCCAGAUUCUAUUGAAGAUAGAGCUGAUUUUGAACCUCAACAAUGGUGGGGUACUCAUGGAGUCAGCACAAGGCUACUAAUUUUUUUGCAUUGAAGGUACUUGGGCAGCCUGCAUCUUCCUCUUGCUGUGAAAGGAAUUGGAGCACAUAUGGUUUCAUCCAUAGUUCUGGAAGAAACAAGCUAACACCUGCUAGAGCUUCCGAUUUGGUGUACACACACAACAACCAUCGCCUUCUUUCAAGGAAUUCUCAAGCAUAUCAAACUAGGCCAAGCCGAAUGUGGGAUGUUGGGGGUGAUGGAGUUGAGUCUUUUUCUGGCGUUGGCAUGCUUGAAGCUGCAGAUCUUUCACUUGAUGAACCAGAAUUGGAGGAGGAAAUCAUUGAUUCUCUGACUUGAGUCUACUUCCAUUCACUCCUUCAGCCAUGAGAGAAUGAGACUAUGAGUCAUUCUCUCCAUUUAUGUUUGUAGUUGUUAUGUAAUCGACUUAUGAACUACCUAUUUGCCAUUUGAACUAUAUGUGUAUGAGACUAUGUGGCCAUAUGAGCCUUGCUAUUUGUCAUGUUCUUAGACUCUUAGUGGACUAUGUGAGCUUGUCAA